Molecule: messenger RNA, 2368 nt
Organism: Sclerotinia trifoliorum
Lineage: Eukaryota; Fungi; Ascomycota; Leotiomycetes; Helotiales; Sclerotiniaceae
Source: the annotation of a GenBank genome assembly
GUUUGAGUAAGCUAGAUGAAAAUUGGCUUAGCGUUGAUGGAUUAGAAAAUAAUUUUUGUGCGAUAAGGGACGGGUGGAAAAUCUAAAAAUUCCAUAUCGAAAAUAAAUCAACUACCUACAUAUCAACAGCAUCUAUUUCCCGGGAAUUGCCCAACAGUAUUCAAGAUGCCCAAAGUCGGAAGUAAGUCAUUGAUACACUUGUCGUUUGCUGCUAUGAUAACUAAUUGAUUAUUUUUUAAACAAUAGAGCCAAAGAGUAAGCGUGUUUCAGUUCGCCUCCGUCACAAAAUCGAGAAAGCUUCAGUUGCAAAACAAAAGAAAGCUCGCAAGGAAGGAAAGAAAAAUCCAGAGUGGCGGUCGCGUUUAAAGAAGGAUCCUGGAAUUCCAAACUUGUUCCCAUAUAAGGAUAAGAUUUUGGCAGAGAUUGAGGAAGGAAGAAGGAGAAAGGCUGAAGAUGCUGCGAAACGACGAGCUGAUGCGAAGGCUACAAAGACUGGUGAACAAGUUGAGAGAGAGGUAGAGGCUAGAAUGGAAGGUGUUGAUGAGGAGGAUAUUGAGCUUAUGGAUGAGGACGAGGAAAUGGACGGCGAUAUUGAUGAAUCUAAUCCUAUGGCAGCUUUACUUGCCAGUGCUAAAGCCGCAGCAGCGCAAUACGAGGAUGACCUUAUUAGUGGAGAUGAGAUGGACGAAGAUGACGAAUCGGAAUCGGAAGAUGAUGAAGCGUUCGAUGGUGUUAAGCUCUCUGGAUUGCCCACACGAAAAGACGGAUCCAGAAAAGCUUUCGACAAAGUUUUCAAGCAAGUUGUUGAUCAGGCAGAUGUUGUUCUCUACGUUCUCGAUGCUCGCGAUCCCGAAGGCACUCGAUCGAAAGAAGUUGAACGUAUGGUUAUGGCUGCUGCAAGUGGUGGAAAGAGAUUAAUUCUUAUUCUCAACAAAAUCGAUCUUAUUCCUCCUCCAGUCCUCAAAGCAUGGCUCAUUCACCUCCGAAGAUAUUUCCCCACCUUGCCCUUACGAGCUUCUGGUCCAGCGGCAAAUGCACAUACUUUCAAUCAUAGUCAAUUGACUGUGAAGAGUACAUCACAAACACUUUUCAAGGCUUUAAAAUCAUUCGCUGCGGCAAAACAACUCAAGCGCUCCGUUUCUGUUGGUGUUAUUGGAUAUCCUAACGUUGGAAAAUCUUCCGUCAUCAAUGCCCUCACAUCCCGUCUCGGUGGUGCUGGUGCAGCAUGUCCAGUUGGUGCUGAAGCAGGUGUUACUACAUCUCUUCGAACUGUCAAGAUCGAUAGCAAAUUAACGUUACUUGAUUCUCCUGGUAUUGUUUUCCCAACCGCUAGUGAUUCCUCCAAGGCGUCGAAAAUUGAAGAACAAGCCAGACUUGUUCUCCUAAAUGCUAUUCCCCCCAAGCAAAUUGAGGACCCUGUCCCCGCGGUUACCUUAUUAUUAAAGAGAUUGAGUGCUUCUCAAGAUAUGCUCAAUAAACUUAUGGAUGUCUAUGGAUUACCACCAUUGGUUUCCGUAAAUGGCGAUUCAACCUCAGAUUUCUUGAUCCAGGUCGCUAGAAAGAGAGGAAGACUUGGGAAGGGAGGUGUACCAAAUAUUAGCAGUGCUGCCACAACAGUUAUCACGGAUUGGAGAGAUGGAAGAAUCCAGGGAUGGAUGGAUGCUCCUAUAUUGGCUAUUGCGCCGGAGAAGAUUGCUGGUGCUGCUGUGGGAGAGGAUGUUAAAGGUGAUCAGAAGGAGAUCGUUAAGGAGUGGGCUGAAGAGUUCAAAUUGGAGGGAUUAUGGGGAGAUAACUCUUCAAAGGAUGAGGUUAUGGAAGAAUAGAUUUUGCUAUGAGGCACUAUGGAAUAUCCUGUGGACGAUCAUCAGUAUGGUGUUUAGGCGUAAUGGCUGGGUUUAAAAGUUGGCCGGGGUCAGUUUGUUGUAGAAAUGAAUACAGCAAGAUAAUCAGCAAUAUGACGAGAAGCACCUUUAUGCAGUCUUCAGUAGUCUUGUAUGAUACUGAACAUACAUCUUUUUGAAUUAGGUGAUGAUCGAAUUCAUGGUGGGAUAAAGACAAAACAUUUCCCAGCCUGUACAUUAGAUAAUCCAUCUACCUGUCAACAAAAACUGGUUCGAGAUAGCAGUUCAAAUCCAGCAGCCAUUCCAUCUCAUACUUGAGACGUACCCUCAAUACUCAAAUUUUUCACCCACAGGCUUUCCACUUAAUCACCACAAUCCUUUAGCCGUCUCUUUAUCAAGAGCAGUAGCCCUCCAUCUGAGUCUAAAUCUGAUUCUCAACAAUAAAGACUGGUACAUGCUCAGAUUCUACUAUAUUGCGUUAGAACUCAGAUGAACUGUCGAUUCACGGGUUUUGAGAUUUACAUCUU